UGUGUAUGUGUGACACUGUGCGGCUAUAAUGUCAAAUAAUCCUACGGGCUAGCGCUAAGCCCGCAGGAAAAAACAUACCUAUAUUUUUAUUAAUGAAGUUCUAUUUAAUAAGUAAAAACUUGAUAAAACAAUUGAUUUUAAAAACUUUACAUUUAGAGUUUUGAAUCUGAAACUACUCAGACUACUCAGAGUGCUUGUGCUUAUAUUUUGGCUACAAACUUUGAAUCAAUAACCAACAAAUAUAUUAAUUAAACAGUGCAGUCCUAAACAGUGAUCUAAUGCAGAAAAUGAACACUUAUGAUGUUUGUGAUUAUGCUAUUGCUGAACUUGUUCCAGACCAUAUUUUAGAGAAUAUUUUUACAUUCUUGUGUUUACGCGAUCUUAAAAACUGUACAAUAGUCUGUAAAACUUGGUUUAGAAUAUUAAACGACGAAAACAAUGAUGUUUGGAGAAUACAUUGCCUUAAAAGAUUGGCUGAAGAAGUUAUGAAGUCAAAUUUACUCUCAAACUUAUCAACUUAUAAAUCAAAACUAAGGGCUUUCUAUCAUGCAUGGAGUCCUUAUGACUGUUCAAGGAACAUUUAUAUAAAACCCAAUGGAUUUACCUUACACAGGAACCCUGUUGCACAAAGUACCGAUGCAUGUCGUGGUAAGAUUGGGUUUUUUCGAGGUAGACAUUCCUGGGAAGUUAUAUGGGAAGGGCCACUUGGUACUGUUGCGGUAGUUGGGAUCUCUACUAAGGAAGCUGCUUUGCAAUGUCAAGGAUAUGUAGGGCUUCUCGGUUCAGAUGAACAAAGUUGGGGAUGGAAUUUAGUUGAUAACCAUUUAUUGCACAAUGGAGACACACAUGGCAGAUACCCUCUGUUAAAUAACCCUCCUAAAUAUCAAGUUGGAGAACGAAUAAGAGUAAUAUUGGACUGCGAAGGGCACACCUUAUCGUUUGAGAGAAAUUAUGAGUUUUUAGGUGUCGCUUUUAGAGGACUACCAUUGAGGAAAAAGCUAUACCCAACUGUGUCAGCAGUUUAUGGCAACACAGAAGUUUCUAUGGUCUAUGUAGGCGCGCCUGCGGAUGGCUGAUGAAACAAAUGGAAAAUUUCUAGCAAAUAACUAUUCCAAUGGACUAAAACUGGCAACAUGAAUUCAUGUUAAACCGAACAAGUGUGCUUUAGCUGGGGUUUUGCCUGAUAUUGGAAUAUGGAUAUGAUAGUCUAACAUCUGAGAGUGGUCGAGUUUGAGAAAAUAACUUGAAAUCUGGUUAAAUAAAGCUACGUAAUAUAAUGAAA
Pararge aegeria (speckled wood butterfly) is the source of this 1282-nucleotide messenger RNA. It is a transcript of the gene Fsn, whose product is annotated as F-box/SPRY domain-containing protein 1. The coding region runs from base 279 to 1076 and encodes 265 amino acids. The record is from RefSeq and is a predicted model, not a curated record. The transcript is spliced from 4 exons. Lineage: Eukaryota; Metazoa; Arthropoda; Insecta; Lepidoptera; Nymphalidae. Gene Ontology annotation, biological process: synapse assembly involved in innervation; proteasome-mediated ubiquitin-dependent protein catabolic process. Gene Ontology annotation, molecular function: protein binding. Gene Ontology annotation, cellular component: SCF ubiquitin ligase complex; synapse.